UCAAGUAUCGAUACCAAGUAUGUAUGCCUGUUCGCCCUGAUGUGUGCAAAAGGUCUAUCACCGCCAUUGCCACUGUUUUUAUUUUCAUUUUAGCUGAGGCCUUACAAAUCUCAAAACUAGGACAUCAGUACAGGGAAUGAUACAUACACCGGACAGUGUCCAUCAUAGUUAUAAUUGGUCUGACGAUACCGGUGGCGGGGCGGGGAAGCGCUCCAAGAUGUUUCACUCUACACCUACUCCAGCACCCCCAAACAACUCUCUGAGCACAUGGGACAUAGAUGGAGGUUUGGCUGCAGACUUUGAUGGUUCUCUGUCUGGUCUAGGUACCGAGUUAGGAACAGCAAGCUACAAUAUGAGUGAAGCUUUACUUGCUUUGCCAGUAUUUAAACAAGAAAAUUUGGAAAAUGGUUUCCAGUACAUUUUAGGAGCUGCUACAUCUCCAGCUGUGAAGAUAAAUGAAGAAACGUUAACAUAUCUCAAUCAAGGUCAGUCAUAUGAAAUAAAACUUAAGAAGCUUGGUGACCUUUCAGAAUUGCAAGGAAAAUACCUGAGAAGUUUGGUUAAAGUAUUAUUUCAUGACAGACGGCUGCAGUUUAUGGAGAAAGAACAAAUUGAUUCCUGGAAACAGAUGCGGCCACGGGAAAGAAUCCUGGAUAUUGAUAUCCCAUUAUCUUAUGGUCUCAUUAAUGUCAAUUUGGACACUGUACGGUUAAACCAGCUUGAGUUUAUCUGGGAUCCUACCAAGGAGACAGGCCUCUAUGUACGUGUGCACUGUAUAUCUACAGAGUUCACAGCUAAAAAACAUGGAGGGGAGAAAGGAGUGCCUUUUAGAAUACAGGUUGAGACAUACACAAAUACAGAUGAAGCUAAAUUACUGCAUGCUGCCUCUUGUCAAAUUAAAGUCUUUAAGCCCAAAGGUGCUGAUAGAAAACAUAAAACAGACAGGGAAAAAAUGGAAAAAAGAUCUGAUUUAGAAAAGGAAAAAUAUCAACCUUCUUAUGAAUGUACAGUCUUAACAGAGGUUCCAAAAGAUCAAAUAAUACAAUCCAAGUCAGGUUUCAGUAAUACUCAGUCACUCACCAGCAGUUUUGCUGAGCUCAAUUGUACAGCCUCCCCUAACCCCUCCCUCAGUCCACCACAGAGCAGCACCAUUCACACCCCCUUGCCCUUCACACACAGCCAGCCUGUUGAACCACUGGAUGUGCUAGCAGGGCCACUGUCGUCAGAUGCUCAAGCAAUAGAUGUAGCACGAUGGCUUCAUUUUCAUAGGUUUUCAAAUUAUGUUCGUGUUUUUCAAAAUUUUUCCGGUGCAGACUUAUUGCGAUUGACCCGUGAAGACUUGAUACAGAUAUGUGGUUUAGCUGAUGGGAUUAGAUUAGAUAAUGCCCUUCAAGCUAGAAACAUUCGACCUCGGCUCACAGUGUAUAUAUGUCAAGAGCCAGAAUCCAAUAAGUUUUAUUAUAAAAUAUAUCAUGCUAUUUAUUUGGAUACACUUGGUCUAGCAGAAUUUAAAAUGAAACUCUCCACAUUGUUUGGUAUCCAAACACAACAAAUCAGUGAUAUAUUAAUGCAGGGUCCUUCUCAAAUCCACAUAUUACUCACAGAUGAGGUUGUACAGAAUAUACAAGAUCAAACAAGAUUUGUUGUUGAAGGAAUGAAAGAUGAACAUGGUGACCAGUACAAAAUACUUUUAAAAACUUUAGAUCAGUAAAUGGCAUUUUGUUGUAAACAUGUUAUUUGAUGUUAAAAACUGUGUGAAGAUUAAAACUGUGGUGUAAGGAUGUGCCUACAGCAGUUUUAGUGAUAGAAACAUACCUACCAACUUUCAGGAUAGAAACAGAAACAUACCUACCAACUUUUAGGAUAGAAACAUACCUACCAACAUUCAGGAUAGAAACAUAACUGUGUUAUUUCUCAUUGUUUGCUUAGGAGGUGAACACAAAAGUGUGUUGUUCUGAAAAAGGGCUGCAGAAUUGGUACCUAAAGUGAUGAUUAGUUAAAAACUUGUUGAAAUUUAGGCUCAAAUUCUUAGAGGAAAUUGGUAGAGACCCUCUGACUGCAGCCCUUCUUAUAGAGAUCUUUUUUUCUUUACACUUUUACACUUUCCAUCUUACUUGUAACUAGUGUAAGGAUUAAAGAAAAACCAUUAUGCUUAGAAUUAACUUUAUACAGAUUGCACAUGACUUUUUUUUUUUUUUUUGGGUGUCUUUUAAAAUCGUUUCAGUUUCAUACUAGUUUUGAUGCAAUAAUUAUGUCCUUUUAAUAUAAAAAGAAAUGUAUUAAAAUUAAAUAAGAAAUUCAAAAAUUGUGCAUAAAUCAACACAAAGGAUUAUUAUUUAUUUUGUUGUAAAAAUAAAUGUAUGCACAAUUUUGAUAUUUCCAUUCUUUUUAAAUUGUGUUUACUACAAUUGUUCUUUUUCUAUUUUGACAGACAAUGGGAUGUUCAUUAUUUUUUUGAUAGCACAAGUAGACUAGGCGCCUUCUGUAUAAUGUAAAUUCUUUGCAUUGGAAACUCUAUUGUUAAGUAUAACUUAUAUGGCACUAGGCAUUAAGAAAACAUAGCAUUUAGUUUCGCUGACAUCUUUUUUUUUUUGAUGCGUUGUUGAAAUGUUUAAAACUGAAACAUGCAGUGUUUUCCCUCCAGCCCCUUUCUGUUCAUGUAAAUAAAUGUAAAGGCAUGGAGACGAGGCAUUGUCUAAUUUGUCAUUCCAAAUAGAUUUUGACAUAGUAGAGAUCUCAGCUUUGUUUUGUGCACAGUAGGUGCUGCAUUUGAAGUUUGUUUUAUUCUCAACAUUGGUUGGUUGUAUAGUUCAUAGUGUGUGUGUGUGUGUGUGUGCAGGAUCAAACAAUGUUCAUUUUGUGAUUUUUAUGUGAGCGUACUUACAUGGUGGUUGAAAUGACCUAGAUAGUUGUCCAAUUCUUAUAGCUGUAUUACAAAAAUAUUGUAUGUUGACAAACAUAACUAUUGUUUUAGUCUUUCUCUAGGAAUUUUUUUUAGACUUUUUUUCAUGUUAAAUGCUCUGUAUAAAAGUGUAUUAAAAUUGAGAGUUGUAAAUAUAUACAUUAAAAAAAAAAAGGUACCUUUAAUUACAGUCAAUGUAUGAAAUUAUUAAAGAUAAUUAAUUGUGAAGUAUGUAUUUUAAGAUCCAAAGAUGUAUUAGCUAAAAGCUAAGGGAACAUUGUAUGAAAAAUAGGCCUACAUCUAGGUAUGAAUGAAAUGUUUGAGAUCCAAAAUCAAGUGUGAUAACUUGUUUGCUAAACUUCACAAGUAUGUUUGUGUGGCUCAUAGAAUGCUUUGCUCAUUGUAUGGAUGGUUCAGUCAAGAUUUGUUCAUACUUUUAUUGUGUAUUGUUACUGCUGAACUAUUUGGCUGGAAUGACUUUGUUCAUUUUGGUGGUGUUGAGGGCCAAGUUUUUUUAAAGUCUCUUUUUGUGUGCAUUUUUAAACAGACCAAAUCCAUUCAUUGCAAAACAUUUCCUCCCCCCCCCCCCCCUCCCUGUAUGCUACUCAAUUGCUGGAUUUGCAUUGUUUGUUUGAAAUAAAGGCUCAUUUCAUCCCCUCUAUUUUUGUCCCAUUCCUCUCAAAAAGGUUCAAGGUUUGGGGCACACCCCUUCCUGGUUAUUGAAGCUGUACAACUUUUCUUUGAAACAAUGCACUGUAUAUUUACUGUUUUGAACUAUGUACAGUGUUUAUUUUUGUUUAAUUAAAUGUUAAUAUAAAGACCCUACUCUAAGCUAUAGCUGUUAUUAUCAAUAGUUUGCUAGGAUUGUAUAAUGAUUUUAUGUAAAGGAGCAAGUUGUAGUGAAAUAGAGAUUGUUUCAAAAUAUAUCAUUGCUUACAAAGUUUUAGAAAAUCCAAAUAAUAAAUUUAGCAGCUUGAAAUAUUUCAGGUGUUUUUUUUUUCACAAUAGUCAAUGGAAAUUGAAAGCAUCAUUUUUUUGGGGAGUCAGAAAAAAAAAGGGGGGGGGGAAUAGAAAGAUUUUAUCUUUAGUUAUGAAAUUUUACAUGAUAGCUUGUUUAUCUCUGUAUCACUCUUAAAAUUAAACAUUUUUUUCAUUGAUUGGGGCAUGGUGGCUUAGUGGAAAAGCAUUUGGCUUCCAAAUCUUGGUGAAGCCUGAGAUUUUGAACUUUCAGGGCACCUCUGAGUGCACCCAACUCUAACAAGUACCAGAAAUACAUUGGGGAAGUAAAGCAGUUGGUUGUUGUGCUGGCCACGACACCCUUGUUAACUGUCGGCCAUAGAAACAGAUGAGCUUUACAUCACCUUCCCCAGACAAAUUGCAAUAUCUGAAAGGGGUACUUUAAUUUUUUUUUUUAUUUGUGAUGCGUAAAUUAGCUUGAAUCAAUUUUAAAACAUAUUUUGACUUUUCUUCUAGAUCCAGUAAUCACUCAGUGCUGAAAUGUCAUAUGGCAAACCUUGUCUUAUAUUGCUAAUUGCUAACUACAUUUGUUCUGGUGCACAUUGCCUUGGAGGCCUGUGUUGGGCGAGACAUAUAGUGUGUGUCCUGCACAUGGUGUUCAAUUAUAAUGUGUCCAGGCUACAGUGUUAUAUGUAGAACCUAUUUCAAUAGCUGUAAUUGUUUUUGUAAUCUUCAAAAGGUGACACUGUUCUGUGUAAAGCUGUGACCUGCCUUUCAUGUCUUGUUACUUUGAUGCAUUAGAAAGCAAGAGAAUUUAAACCAGGAGGCUGAUUAGUGGAACAUUGCCAGUUGUAGAAAAUAUACUCUUUUUAGUUUCCUUUUACAUUUGUAUACUCUUAUAACUCUACUUAAAAAUAAGUUUUGAAGAGCUUCAAACUGAACCUGUUAUAGAUGAAAUAAAAAGUUGAGGCAUGGGACAAGAAAUGAUGAACUGAUUUUAGUCUCUCCAUAAGUGUAACCAUCAAUGAUACCACAGAGGCUUAGACCAUUUCCUGCUAUCAUGUUGUAAGGUCAAACAAAAGAGACCCUCUUUGGGUUUGAUAUUUCAAUUUGGAUAAGAUGUUCAAUGUUCAUUCUGAAAGCAAUGACAAAAUGUCAUUGGAGGCUUUUUUGUUGUUUCUUCUUGACACACUUGUUUCCCUGGUGUUGUGUGUGGACAUAAAUAGAUUCUUAAACUUUUAGAAAUAAAUAUCCAAUUUGGUUAAACAAAAAGAUAUAAGGAUGUACCAGGAACUAGGGAGAAAAAGAGAAAACUAGAGAGAAAAAAAAUUACAAUGCUAUGUCAUGGCAACUUUUAAUUAUGGAAGCAUUAGAAAUUAAAAACGUGCAUAGGAUAACAGAGAGCCAAAGGGUGUCUUAGAAAAUAAAAUGUACAAAGAAUAACAUAGCCAGAGGGUGUCAGACUUGCUAACAACUUGCUAAUACACUGUCGUAGAAACAAGGUGAUGAGUAAUUUACAUGACUUGAUAAGUUUCUCUUCUGACCUUUAUUUAUUCUUAUUGUCAUUCUUUUACAACUAUAAUAACCCAUUACGCGCACAAACAUGUAGUUUAGACCAGCUUCAAUUUGAUUGUGCCUUUUAUUAUCAACAAAGUAGUGUUCACUUUGAGUAGUCCACCCCCAUAGUGUCCUUAGGACAUGUGCAAGACUUGAACCAGCCAACACUUUUCAUUUGUCUGUUUGUUAGUGGUGUUAAUGUAAAUAGUGGAUCUUAUGACACAUGGAAUGAAAAUAAAGCAAAUAUUUACAAUGA
Messenger RNA from Biomphalaria glabrata, 5672 nucleotides. RefSeq names its product transcription factor CP2-like. NCBI's taxonomy places the organism in Eukaryota, Metazoa, Mollusca, Gastropoda, Planorbidae. Gene Ontology annotation, molecular function: DNA-binding transcription activator activity, RNA polymerase II-specific; RNA polymerase II cis-regulatory region sequence-specific DNA binding. Bases 137 to 1711 code for a protein of 524 amino acids. The transcript has 18 exons. Gene Ontology annotation, cellular component: nucleus. The record is from RefSeq and is a predicted model, not a curated record. Gene Ontology annotation, biological process: regulation of transcription by RNA polymerase II.